Paramecium pentaurelia is the source of this 7642-nucleotide messenger RNA. Lineage: Eukaryota; Ciliophora; Oligohymenophorea; Peniculida; Parameciidae. The record is from the annotation of a GenBank genome assembly.
AUGAGUUAUUCUAAUCUCUCUCCUUCAAGCUAAUCAAGUGAAUCUAAUUCAUAAAGGAAUAAAAAGAAUAUUGUGAAUUUUGAUGUUAUUCAUGAUCCUGUUUUGGAGAAAAAUAAUGGUAACAAUUAAAGGAUUGGCAGAUCAUCUUUAAAGAAUUAAAAAAUGUAGAAUAUGGUGAAAACAGUCAAUAAAUAUUUAUAAACUUAUGAAAUAUAUUUAAAACUCUUACUUGGAAGACGGAUAAAAAGUAAAGAUGAAUAAAAGUUGAAUAAUAAAUUUGGUCGAUUCAUUGGAUAGAUUGAUGAAAAUAUCUUACCAGAGGCAGUAUUAAAGUAAAUAUUGAUAAUUAAUAAAGGUUUCCUAAUCCUGAUUGUUUAUAAUGCGAAUAGUUAGAAAUUAUGUCACCUAUCGAUACAAUCCUCUUUAUAGAAAAAGUUCUUAAAUUAGACAUGAAGAAAAUAGACAAUUAAAUAUUUAUGAAAGCUAUUGAAGGAGUGUAUACAAAGCUGAGUCCUUAUUUAAGAAGAAAUAAAAGUAAGUAUGGAUUAAAGUAAAACUCAAAUUUGAAAUCAGAAACAAUUCUCGAAUAGAUUCCAUUAGAUUAAGAAAAUAUUUAAACACCUUUUGAAAGCAUUCAUCAAAGAUAAUGGUAUAGAUGUUAAAGUUAUAAAAAAAUGGAUACACUCUCUAUAUUACUUUUGUAAAUGCAAAAUAAAUUAAUGGGAACAGAAACUGUAAAUUUAUAAUAGUAUAAAUAAACUGAUACAUUUGAUAUAGAUUAUUCUGCUAUUAAAGAGAUUAAACCUAAAAUAAUGUAAGGAGGUGGUUAUUUAAUUUAUAUUAAUGGAAAAUGGUAGAGAAGUCAUGAAGAUACCAGUGAUGUACUUACAUUAAUUAGAUAAAUCAUGCUUAUUUAAAUAAUGAUGAAUGGUUUUAGUGUUAGAAGCUGUAUAACAGAUGAUGGAAAGUAUAUUUUAUGUAGAUUAUAUGCUCAUGAAGAAAAUUUAAAAAGUUUAGCUGAAAGAUAAAAGUUAAAAAAGAAAUUGAAUUUUUGGUUUACAGAUCUUUUUUCAUUAGAACCAGUUGAUAAUUGUUAUAGGCCAUUGAGAUUGAAUAAUAGAAUAUGGAAGCCAAGUGAUUAUGAUGAUGUUACAGAGAUGUUUUUAUAUCUUAGACCGAAAAUCAUUAAAUUAUUAGAUGAAAUCAAUUUUAAAAGAGUUUCUAGAGAGACUAAUCAAAGCAGAAUAAAUGGGUAAUUGUUUUAAUAUGGGAAAAUGGAUUUAUAAGAUGAUGAAGAAUAACCAACUGAUGAAUAAUGGUUUGCUUACUAUUAAUAUUUAGUUCAUUUAGAAAAGGAAAUAUCAAAACAUAGGAAACAUUUUAAAAUUGAUAGUGAUGUUGCUGCUAUAAUUAAUAAGCAAUUAAAACCAUAUGAUUUAUAUGUUAUUAGAAAUUAUAAGAAAGAUGAAAUAAAAAAAUUAAAUAAAAAUAAUAUUAAAGAAGAAUCUAAUAGAUUUCAUUAAUAAGAAAUAAAAAAAAUAUAAUAAAGGGUUUUUAGUGUUAUAUAGGAAUAUUAAGACUUUUUAACAGAGGAUUAAGUUCCUAAUUCAAAAUUAAUUAAAUUAUUUAAGAAAGAACGUUUAGCAUCUAAUUAUUAAAGUAUAUUUGAAGAAGCUCUUAAAGUAGCAAAUAGUUAAAAACAAUUGCUUUUCACUAUUUGGGACUUAAUUGAUGUUUAAAGAUUAGAGCCUUAUGUUAAUUAUUCUAAACCUAGCAUGCUUAUUUCUCCAAUGAUGAAAUUUUAACAUAUUAUGUGUUGGUGUAAAUAUCAAAUAAAUGAAUUUAAGAAAAUAUCUUUGUUUUCUACUUCUGAAAGAUUGAAAUUAACAGAUUAAGCAAUAAAUAAUAUGUUUUUAUUAAAUGAUUUGAUUAAUUAGAAAGUUGUAUCAUAAUUUUUUUGUGUUAAUGAUCAUUAUGAAUUAUUUGGACAUUUAAGUUCUGCAUAAAAUGAUUUGAUUUUAGAGGAUGAUUUUUAUAGAAAAAAGAUGUAUCAUUUAGAAUUUGAAUGGGCAUUUAAUAUUUAAAAGCCUUGGAGUGCUCCAAUAGUAUUGAUUUGUGAAUAUUAUGGUUAGAAAAUAGGUCUAUAUUUUUAUUAUUAGACUUAUUAUACAAAGAUGUUACUUAAGAUAGCUUUCAUUGCUUUAGGAUGUAAUUUGGUAUAAUGGGUUAUUUAGGAUGAUAAAACAGAUUUAAAUUAUUUAUUAAGAAUAAUCUUUGCAUUUGUUUAAAUUUAGUGGACAAAUUUAUUUGUAGUUGUUUGGUAAAAAAAGUAAUUGAUAUUCAAUUUAUAAUUUGGUUAAUCAGGAAAGGAUGAGAUUUAGGUUUAGAGAAGUAAUUUUAUUGGAAAACAUAGGAGAUCAGUAGAAAAUGAUUAAUUGAAUAAUGUUGGAAUUAAUGAACUUGAAUUAUAUUCAAGGAUGCUUUUAGCCACAUUGAUUUUAAUGUUAUUAAUUAUUUUAUAUUGUGGAAUUGUUAUUUGUCUUUAUAUUUUAACAAUUGCUUUAAAAUUAAAGAUGUAGGAGGAUGAAACAAUAAGAGAUGCAACAUUUGAAGUUAUGGUCACUGCCACUAUUAAUAUUGUGAUAAUCUAAUUUUUGGAUAGAGUUUAUGAUAUAAUAGCAACAAGAUUAACUGAUUUUGAGAAUUAAAAGACAGUUAAAGAUUAUGAAGAAAGUUUUGUUACAAAGAAAUACAUUUUAUAUUUUAUAUCAUAUGUUGGUCCAUUAAUAAUUAUAGCAUUUUUGAAUGAACCAUUUAAUCUUUAUUGUAAGGAGACAAAUUGUUAAGAGCAUAUUUAAUAUCAUUUUGCUACAAUGAUUAUAUGGGUAUUCUUUUUUAAGACUCUUAAAAUAUUUCAAUUAAUAAUUAAUGUUAAAAAGAUUCCUAUUUUUAAAUACAAAUUCGAAGAGAUCAGUAUAUCUAAAUAUGUUUAAGAAUAAUCUAAUCGUAAAUCUUAUGCAAUAAGCCAAGAAAGAUAUGGAACAUUAGAAGAUUAUAUGGAGAUAUUUUUAUAGAAUACACUUUUAUCAAUUUUUGGAUAUAGUUUUCCAUUUAGCUUUUUUCUUUUAUGGGUGUAAAACAUUGCAUAGAUGUAGGCUGAUAAAGCAAAAUUUGUUUAUUUUUUAUAAAGACCUUGGCCAUAAAAUAAUUCAUCACUUGGUGUUUGGAAUAAAAUAUUAGAAUUAAUUAAUUAUGUAUGUAUAUUAACAAAUACUGGUCAAAUGACUAUGGAAUAUAAUAGAAAGUAUGGAUAUGAAAUAAUUAUGGUUUAUUUGAUGUUUUUAAUCUUUAAUUUUUCUAUGAAUUUUAUAAUGAAUGGUACAUUUGGUUAGAUUCCAUAUGAAUUAGGUUUAUUUAUAAAUAGAUAAAAAUAUCUAAUAAAAAAUACAAUAGAAUAAUUUUCAAAGAAUUAAUCAAGUGGAUAAUAAUCAAAAUAAGAUGUAUUAAAAAGAUUUCCAAUUUUUAAAAUAUUUUCAACUGUUUAUGAUUAAUAAGCUGGAGAAUUUGAAACAGUAAGUUCAGAAGAUGAUUUAGAAAGUCAUUAUGAUUUAAAUUAGAUGAAAUUCUUAUGUAAAAAUGACUAUAAAAAAGAAUAGAUUGCUGUAGUUAAAAAGUAAGGUGUAAAUAAUGUAAAUGAUAAAUCUAAAAAACCUAUUUCUUAAGAAAAAUAAAUACUAAAAUAAAAAAUAAAUGAAUUAAAAUAAAGAGAUAUUUUAAAAGAAGAAGUUAUGUCUGAUCAAGUUAUGUUAAAUUAUUUUAUAAAAAGAAAAUUUAAUUGGGCAUUUGAAAUCAAAUCUUGGAAAAGAAAUUAUUUUAAAAAAUUUCAAAAAUCAAUGAAUUUUCUUUAUUAAAAAUAAUUAUUAAAUUAACACAAAAUUACUUGGUGUGAAUUAAGAGUAUCAUAAAGAAACUUAUAUAUUAAAAGAAAGACAUCUGUAUUGAGAUAAUUAGAAUUAAGAAAAUUAAUUGUAUUUAAAAGAAAUGAAAAAAAAGUUAUUGAAUAAUAUAAAGAGAAGGCAAAAUUUAAAUUUAGAAAACAAUUUAAAAUGCUUGAUCCAAAAAGUAAAAGAUUAGAAGAGAUUCAAGAAUUAGAAACAUUAUAGAAAAAAUUUGAUACUUAUGUAAAUAAACAUGCUUGGCUUGAUAGUACAAAAGUAGUUAUAAUAAAAAUGAAAGGUAUUUGGUUUAGUUAAUAUCGUAAAUCAAAUAUUAAAACAAGAUCCUUAAGUAUGGUUAAAGAUUUCUUUUUUAAAACUAAGUUGAUUGAUAAGUUAAAAGGAGAUUCUGGUUUGUAAGAUCAAGUAGAAGCUGCUUUAGGUGAUCCUCAUAAAUAGGAAUCAAUUACUUUGGAUUAAUUUAUCAAAGCCUUUUGGUCUUUAGGAAAUGCGUAAAAAUAUUAAUUAUUUCUAGUUCCAAAGAAUAAUUUGAAAUACCUUUAUGCUCAAGAGAAUUAAAUAUGUUGGAUUAUUAUAAAAACAAAAAAAAAUCUGAGAUUUACAUUCAUAUUGUAGAUAAAUUUAGAGAUACUUAUGUAUUCGAUUAUUAAUAUCUAAAAUUAUAAGAAAUUAUGAUGUAAUAUUUUGAAGAAGAGAUGUUUCCUGUAGAGGCAAUUAAAUUAUAAAGAUAAUUAAGUGAAACAGUUUGGAUUAGUAGUGAUAAAUACAAUACAUAAUGUUUAAUUUAAUUUUUAUAGAUUCGACAUGAAUAAAAAUUAAGAAUAAAUCCUGAUUGUAAUAUAAAUUCAGGAGUAUUUUAUGUAAAAGCAUAUCCUUAAAUCAGAUUAUCAAAUAUUGUUGAUUAAGUUGAUGAUUUCUAUAUUAAAGGUUACUGUAUAUUUAAAUAUGAGAUUUUAUCAUAAUAUACAUUAAAGCACAUAAUAAAAUAUCGAUCUCUUUAUAGUUUAGAAUACUCUUUGACUGAUUUGCAUGAAUUUUUACAUGCUAAUCUAAUUUUAUUAAAAUAAUAGAGUCAUGGUAAUCUCAACAUUAAUAAUUAUUAUCUUUAUGGUAGAAGUUAUGUAUUAUUAUAAUCAAACAAAGAAGAAAAUGAUCUAAUUAAUUUAGCAUAAGUAGUAAUUGAAAUGAUUCUCUUGCAUCCAGUAGAAAAUGCAAUAAAAGGAUAUUAAGAAUUAUAUACUUUACAUUCCUUACGUCCAAUACUAAUGUUAAUGAUAUAUGAAUCACCAACAAUUGAUGAAUUAUUAGAUAAAUUAAUUAGCAAACAUUCUUUUAUGGAAUAUAAUAUAAAUCAAGAUGAUCGACAUAAAUCAAUAAAAUAAGAAGAUACUAUAUUAGGUUAAUUAGCAUUAGCAACACAUUAAAUAAAUUUAAAUUUUCGUAUGAAAAAAUUUGAAUAAACAAUUUAUGAAAUUAAUUCAAUUGAAAAAUUUUUAAUGAAAAAAAAGUUUUAAGACAAUGAAGAAUUCUUGGAUUCAUUUCUCACUUAUUUAAUUGUUAAUCAAAAUAGAAUUAUAUCUAAAUAAUCUGAAAUUAAAUUAUUACUAAAUAUUUUAUUAAUAAUCUAUAUUAAAUUAGCUACUUUACUUUAAAUGAGAAAAAACUUUUUACUUGAAAUGGAAUAAUUAUAUCAUUCUUUAACUCGAUCUAUUGAAAAUAUUGAUGAUUUAAUGAAAUAACUUAGUUUAAAUGUCAAAUUAGAAUAACUUAGUACUACUGAAUAAAAGAUUUUAUUAAGAAGAAAAUUAACCAGAUCCAAAUCUUAGAUUGAUUUAUCAGCAGCUGAUAGAAUGCUUUUAAUAUAAAAAAUAAGAAAGCAUCCAAAUUAUAUUAAAGUAAUUUGUUAACUUAAAAAAGAAUUAUAGAGAUACUCUUUAUAAUUAUAAGCAUUACAUUCUAUAUAUUUAUAUUUUAAUAAGAAUUUUUUAUAUUCUGCAUAACUAUUAGAAAACAUUCAGAAAAUUUAAACUGAAAUAAUUCAUUCAGAUCAUAAAAUUUAAUUAGUAAUUGAAGAUCCUUAAGAUCUUAGUCCUAGUCAAUUUAAUUUUGAUUAAUAAUCUCCUACUUUAGAUGCUACACUUAAGUAAUAUUAGGAAUAGGCAUUUGAAUUAUAAAAAGAAUUCUAUGAUUCUCCAAAUUAUUGUACUUAAUUGCUUUUUUAUAAAUAUUUACAACUAUUAGUUUGGUAUGAUGGUGGUAAAGAAACAUUUUAAAAUGAUUGCAUAGAUUUCAUUUAAAAUUAAAUUGAAUCACCAGUUUUUGAGUACUUUUGUGCAUAAUUAAAAGUUAUGUAGAAAUCUGAAUUACCUUCAGUUUAUAUUGAAUUUAAUAGAACUUGUCAAAUUGGUAAAUUUAUUAUUGUUAGAAUGAAUAAAUGGAUAGAGUAAACCUAUUUAACUCCAUCAAAUUAUGAACCAUCAAACGAUUUUUAAUUUAAUUGGAAAUAAGUUGUAACUUAUAGUACAAUAGAAUAAUCAUUAGAUAAUCGGCUUUUCUUAAGUAAAAUAGUUGGAUAAAAUAAAUUCGAUCUAAAUUAUUUAUUAUAUGAAAUUAGAGCAAUACAUUAAAUAUUACAUCUAGAUAAUUAUAGACCAUUAGAUCAUUCAAUUAAUCUUUAAAAUUUAGAUAUAUCUAAUUUAAAUCAUGGUUUUUUAUAGAAUAGUUUAAUUGUUAGAUUAAAGUUACUUCAUAAUGAAAUAUCAAUAGAAUCUAAUUCUUGGUUUCAUAGUUCAGGAUUAUUAUAAUUUAGAGUAUUCUAUUUUUAAUCUUUAUGUUUCACCUUUUCUAGAAAACAUUUUGAAAAUAUGUGUUGUGAAUCAAGUAAUCUUUUACAUCUAGCUGAAAUUGCUUUAAAAUAAAUAUCUUAUGAUCAUUAAAGUGAUGCACAUCGUUUGAAAGCAUUUCAAAUAUUAUAAAAACCUUUUUCAUUAUUUGAAUUGAAAUCUAAUGUGAAAUCUAAUUAAAUUAAUUAAAUAGUAAGCUCAUUUUUCUAUGUGUCUUAAUAUUAUAGUAUAUAAGAAAAAGAAUAAUAUUUUAAGAAUAUUCUGGAUCUAUUUGGAGAAUAAGUAAAACCUUCUUUGGCAGUGUUGGCAUUAAUCCAUUUUUAUCUUUCUAAAGGAUAAAAGGAAAUUGUUGAAUUAAUAAUUAAGACAUCUGUUAAAUUGAUUCAUUUAGAUUCAUAACUAUUCUAAAAUGCUCAUUUAUCAUUUGUAGAUGAUUUACAUAUUAGUAUGCUUGAAUGUAAUUAAGAUGUACUUGAAUAUCUAUAUCCUUAUGAUUGUUUAUUUAAAAGAACAACAGAUAUUAGAUCUUUUUCAUCAAAUCAACAAAUUUUAAAUCUUAAAUAUUUAAUUUACAAUUAAUUUUUUCAUCAAGAUCCAGAUUUCAAUAUUGAUAUAUUAGAAGAUCAUUUUAAAUUAUUUGCAUCAUAUCCUUAAUUGAUAAAAUUAAAGAAUAUUUACUAAUUAUACAUAUCCAUACAAAAAUCAAUUAAAGGUGAAAUUACCUUUGAAGAAAUCGACAUGUAAAUUUAAAUAUUAUUUAGAUUCAUUAAAAUGUAAUUUGAAAAUAUAACUGUUUAUUCUUCAAUUAUUAAGAGUCUUUUGGCAAGAUAUUAUAUUAAUUNA